AUGGCAGCCACCACGGGCAAAGCAUCGUCCAAAGCGCCAACUCGAAAGGAACCACCUUAUGUCCAAAUGACGCUCAAGGGUCAUGAAAAUGAUGUUGACAGCAUAACUUUCAUCGCUGGGACUCGUCUCCUUGUCACUGUCGCCCAAGACAAGACUCUUCGGGUGUGGGAUCUGGACACGGGAAAACAAGUGGGAGAGCCUUUGUUGGGUCACGAUGAUGGCAUCUGUAGUGUCGCAGGGUCCCCCGAUGGGCGUUGGAUUGUGAGUGGAAGCAGGAAUGGAAGGAUCCUGGUCUGGGAAGUUGCGACAAACAAGAGAGAGCUCAGAAGAGUGCCCAUCUCGUUCAAGGGUGCUGCUUUGAGUCUCAUAUUUGCACCGGACAGCGAGACAUUUGCAAGUACAACAUGGGACUCAACGGUAUGCGUGUGGAAGAGGGAGACGGGAAAAAUGAUCCUGGGACCACUCGAAGUGGGCAGUCAUGCGUUCUCAGUGUCGUACUCCCCGGAUGGGAAAAAACUGGUAGCAGGCACUCAGGCACACAUCAUCGUCUGGAAUGCAGAAACGGGAAAAGAAUUACUCAAAAUAGAACAGGGGGCAUACAGAGUCGCAUUCACUCCAGAUGGUCUCCAUCUCAUCAGUCUAGACGGCGACAUCCGAAUCUCAGAUACUAUCACCGGAGACACCAUCAAACAGUUUGACCCACAUACCGAUGACAUUUACUCACUAUCCAUUGCUCCCAAUGGCACCAAAUUCGCAACCACUUCACGCGACAAGACAGUUCCUCUGACCGAAUCAGAGAAGGACUCCCAACAGUCCACACAGACAAUUCUCAAAAAAACCAUCCCAAGCACACAGCCUCGCCCAAGACGUGCUCCAAUACCGACCAGUGAGUUCUUUCGUGAUUUUGAUCCUGGACGCAAUGACCGCGCUGCAACCACCACGCGCCAUGCUGAAGGGUCCAGAAUCAAGAACAUGAUGAAUCGUCUUUUUUCUCGCUCUUCCUCUCCCCAGGGCCAUACUCCUCGCCCACCCAACAUUCCCCUUGUGGACGUCUCUGCUACACGGGGCAAAUAUCGCACCGCUAAUGCCCACAGUGGAAAAAGACAUCUGCCGAGGCCUGUACAGCCUCGUCGGAAAGCCCACGCCGGUGCCUCAAGCAGCAGCACGGCAGCAGCAGGGACAUCCAAUGUGAUGAGUGGAUCCACAUCGGGACCCUUGCAGACAGGCAAUACCAAUAAUUCUUCUGCAACUAACAGACCCCCUUCUCCGCCGGGCGUCGAACAUGUUCCACACACCAGUUGCUUUGCAGUUCUUGCAAGGUACUUCCCGCGUCUAUCGCGCACUCGACAAACUCGUCCAUCCGCUUCAGGUUCCCCUUAGACUUCCUGUCCUUUCCCUCGUUGCUGCAGAUAUUACUUCAAGAUGUUUCUGACAUUCGAUGAUGCUCCCGGUACAUACCUCUUACCAUACACACCAUUCACUCGUUCAGCCGAAAGAUAUCAGUUGUAACAGGUUUCUUUAUUUGCAUGGAUUGCUUGUACUAGCAGAAUAUAUAACAUUUGAGAGCCUUGCAUGGCGU
Molecule: messenger RNA, 1579 nt
Organism: Suillus subaureus
Lineage: Eukaryota; Fungi; Basidiomycota; Agaricomycetes; Boletales; Suillaceae
Product: WD40-repeat-containing domain protein
Exons: 5
Coding region: 1-1380 (459 amino acids)
Molecular function (GO): protein binding
Source: RefSeq, a predicted model, not a curated record